UCGUUCCAACACAUUUUUAUAUGAUGAUUAGUGUCAGCAGAUGUCGCGCAAGUGCUCCUAAAUUCUUUAAACCUCGUUGACUUAAGCCAAGUCAUGUGAUGUUUAAUAAGCCGUUUCACGUGCUUCCUUGUCGCAUAUAGUAGCUUCUACUAAUACUACUACAAGACUAAUACGAGAACAGGGACCUGAGAUGACUGAACUUAUCAGUGAGGCAGAGGAUGCUCUUAUCUUAGGUUUAGCCGACUUGAAUACUAUGGGUAGAAUCCUACUCGAAAAUGGCAAGCAAGAAGCAGCAGGUUCCAUUAAAGAUUUUGUCCCAAAUAAAAUAACAACUUUAUUUGGACUAAUGACUUGUGGUGCCAACUUCUAUAAGAGUAUCAGUGUGACAAAGCACAGCGAAGCAGAAGACCUGUGGAAGAAGUCUUAUCACCAUGCUAUGGUGAGGGAGCAAGUGGACGAGCUCCUGCAGUUGGAGGAGGAAUGGGAUGCCUUUCUGGACAGCAUAGACACUGAGCUGAAGACCACCGACAAGCAGCUUACGGGACGGCCAACUUCACAGAAUCUGAGCGCUGAUACAUUCCUCACAGAUGCCAGGAGUGGAGAGAAUGUGGCUCUGGGUAAGUACUUUGGGAAAGGAGAGAAUCUGCUGCUGGUCCUAAUCCGACACUUUGGAUGACUACCAUGACGAGAGCACGUGGCUGAGCUGGAGACCCAACAGGGACUCCUAGAUGCUCAUUCCGUUCGGGUACUGGUGGUCUCCUUUGGCUGUCGGGAAGGUGGUCAGCUUUGGCUAGAACAGACAGGCUGCAAGUACAACAUGCUGCUUGACCCAGAGAGAAAUGUUUACAAGGCUUUUGGUCUAGGAUCUUCUUAUACCAAGGUGAUGAGUUUCCGGUCCUUACUGAAGUAUGCUGAGUAUAUUGUGUUAGGUCAAGAGUUUCCUGACAUUCCACCACGCUUCCUGGAAGAUCUCUAUCAGUUGGGUGGUGACUUUGUGCUGGAUGAAGAGGGGAAAGUGAUCUUCUCCCAUCCCUGCAGAAACCCAUUGGAUAGGCCUAAAGUUGAACACAUAGUGGCUACCAUCUUGUCCAGGGGCCAUCCUAGUACCUUAUAAUACAGUAAUGGUUUACUCCACAUCUGAGUGGAUGUGACUCUGACCCCUCAGAGGAAGGGCAUCUCCUUGGCUUGUGUGGAUGACGACAUGGCUUACGCUCAUGGUCUCAUGAAGAGCAAUGUCUGAUGGGAACUCACAGGCCAAGGACAACGGCCCAACCUGCUGCAGGAUCAGUGCAAUACUCCAAGAAAACGUCUUUUAAUAUAGACCACAAGGAGAAUUUAAUAUACAUUUAUUUUUAACAUGAAUGAAGUGCCUUAUAUAUUUUAUUGAUGGCUUUUAUUUUGAAAAAGAAAAUCUGAUUUAGCGCUGCUAGCAUAAUAUCCUGCUGCUAGAAGAACGGUAAAGAUGCCUCGAAUGGCCAUUACUAGUAUACUGUAGGAACUUACAACAGUGUUUUUAUGGAAAUUAUCAUGUGCUCUUUUAUGACAAAAUUCAAAAGGCACCAAGUUAUGAACAAUCCAAUUAGUCCAGCCAGAAAUAUACUAUUGUAUGUUGCAUAUGUUUAUUAAUUAUACUAUUGUAUAUGUUUACUGGCCUUCAAAUUAAGAUUAGGUUUAAUCACUUAUGUUUUUAGUGCACCAAUUUAGAUCAGAAAAAAGCGUUUUGAAAUAUUUUAUUACAUAAUAUUUGUACUGAAAUUCUGCUGUUGUUUACACUGAAAAAGUACAAUAAUAACAUUGUAUACUUAAU
Molecule: messenger RNA, 1807 nt
Organism: Esox lucius (northern pike)
Lineage: Eukaryota; Metazoa; Chordata; Actinopteri; Esociformes; Esocidae
Gene: selenol
Product: selenoprotein L
Exons: 9
Source: RefSeq, a predicted model, not a curated record